Messenger RNA from Hemicordylus capensis (graceful crag lizard), 6828 nucleotides. It is a transcript of the gene SECISBP2L, whose product is annotated as SECIS binding protein 2 like. The transcript is spliced from 18 exons. Gene Ontology annotation, molecular function: mRNA 3'-UTR binding; selenocysteine insertion sequence binding; ribonucleoprotein complex binding. Gene Ontology annotation, cellular component: ribonucleoprotein complex. The coding region runs from base 273 to 3551 and encodes 1092 amino acids. Lineage: Eukaryota; Metazoa; Chordata; Lepidosauria; Squamata; Cordylidae. The record is from RefSeq and is a predicted model, not a curated record. Gene Ontology annotation, biological process: selenocysteine incorporation.
GCGCAUCUUGGCUCGUGUCGGCUUCCGUCCCAGAUGAUCCCUCCCCCUCCACCACCACUCCCCGGUCGUCGUCGCUAGUGGCGUAGCCGGGUGUUGUUCGAGAGCCGCGUCAGCUGCUGCCUCGGAGUCGCCGCCGCCGCCGCGGGUGUGAGAGCGGAAGCCAGUCCGGGAGAGCCAUGGGGGACGCGUCCCUCAGCCCCCUUCGCGCCUAUUAGGUGCAGCACCGCCUCCUUCUCCCCGCCCCGGUCUGGAUAGGAGCUGCUGGAGGAGCCAUGGACAAAGCCGUCGGGGGCCAGAAUGUGAAACUGUCUGCUGAAGUAGAACCAUUCAUUCCUCAGAAGAAGGGUCCUGAUUCACUUAUGAUGCCCAUGGCGCUGCCUAAUGACAGUGGUGGUGUUGGUGUGGAACCAGCUCCUAUUCCCAGCUAUCUGAUUACCUGCUAUCCAUUUGUUCAAGAAAACCAAUCCAAUAGGCAACUUCCGCUAUAUAACAAUGACAUGAGAUGGCAACAGCCUAACCCAAAUCCUGCUGGGCCCUACCUUGCUUACCCCAUUAUAUCUGCUCAGCCACCUGUUUCUGCAGAGUACACAUAUUACCAACUGAUGCCAGCACCAUGUGCUCAAGUAAUGGGUUUCUAUCAUCCAUUCCCGGCACCAUACACGGCACCCUUUCAGUCGGCAAGUGCCAUAAAUACCGUGGCAGCGGAGUGUGCAGAUCGCCCGACCCAGCCAAGUCAGGUCUUUUCGUUGGGUGGCCAGAGGAGCAAAAGUGCCAACAGGGGGCCAGUUGUGCAAAAACAGCAGCAGCCUUCGCAGACCCACAUAAAAAGUAAAAGGCCUCCAGUGAAAAGUGUUGCUACUCAGAAAGAAACAAGUGCAUCGGGCCCAGAGAACAGGCCGAAAAUUGUAUUGCUGGUCGAUGCUUGUCAACAAACAGAUUUCCCCUCAGAGAUUGCAAACAAGUCUCUUUCGGAGAGUGUGACCGCAGUACACUGGAAACCCAAAGGCAGGCGGCGGCGAACCUCCCACCCGGCAGAAUCUUCUAGCGAGCAAGGGGCAAGCGAAGCAGACAUUGAUAGCGAUAGUGGCUACUGCAGUCCCAAACAUAGCAAUCAGGCAGCAGCUGCAACCUCAAGAACUGCAGAAUCUCCUGGAACAAAUAUCAUUGAGCCAUCAAUACAUUCAGCUGGUGUCAGUUGGGCAAACGUCAGUUCCCAGGCAACACAGAAGAAACCUUGGAUAGAAAGAACCCCAGCUUUUUCAAGAGGAGGAAGGCAAGCUGAGCCGAGCAGUUAUUCACAGCCCGCUUUUAGAUGCAGGGGACAUAGCACAUCUUCAGAAAGAAGGCAGGACUUGCAGAAGAAACUUGAGAAGCCUGUGACCAUAAGCCAGUCUAACAGAACAGAGCAGAGUCCUGAGCCUCUCUAUUUUGAGGAUGAAGAAGAAUUUCCCGAGUUAACUAGUGACAAUGGGAAUUCUAAAGGUGGUAACAUACAGCAAAAACAUCCACCCAAAGUGUUGGAUGACUUACCUGAAAACUCUCCAAUCAACAUAGUACAGACUCCAAUUCCGAUCACCACCUCUGUUCCCAAACGGGCAAAAAGCCAAAAGAAGAAAGCCCUGGCAGCAGCACUGGCCACAGCUCAAGAAUAUUCAGAAAUUAGCAUGGAGCAGAGGAAAUUACAGGAAGCUGUUUCAAAAGCUGCUGGAAAGAAGAGUAAAACACCUGUGCAGUUAGACUUGGGGGACAUGCUGGCAGCUCUUGAAAAACAGCAGCAAGCCAUGAAAGCUCGCCAGAUCACAAAUACCAGGCCCCUCUCCUACACAGUUGGCAGCGCUGCUCCCUUCCAUACCAAAGAACCUGCCAAUCGCAAAUCUCUAACUAAAGGACAGCCAUCAGUGGGUUGCCUCAAUCCUCUGGACUCCACUGCCCCCAAAGUGAAAAGAGGGAAAGAGAGAGAACUCUCAAAGCUGAAGCGCCCCACAGCACUUAAAAAGAUCAUUUUGAAAGAGAGAGAAGAGAAGAAAGGCCGCUUAUCUGUGGAUCAUAGCCUUUUGGGAGCUGACGAAGAGCAAGAAGUGAAUCUGACUCUGACUUCCAACCAGUCCGAAGAACUAACAUCUCAAGAAGAAACCGGCCUCAGUGUGCCUAGCGAUACCUCGCUGUCUCCAGCAAGCCAGAACUCUCCCUACUGCAUGACUCCAGUGUCUCAAGGCUCACCUGCCAGUUCCGGAAUAGGAAGUCCAAUGGCAUCUUCAACCAUAACCAAAAUUCACAGCAAGAGAUUCAGAGAAUACUGUAACCAAGUCCUAAGUAAAGAGAUUGAUGAGUGUGUGACUCUCCUGUUGCAAGAGCUUGUCAGCUUCCAAGAACGGAUUUACCAAAAGGACCCCAUGAAAGCCAAAGCAAAGAGGAGACUGGUGAUGGGCUUGCGUGAGGUUACAAAGCAUAUGAAGCUAAACAAGAUCAAAUGUGUUAUCAUUUCUCCCAACUGUGAGAAAAUCCAGUCUAAAGGUGGAUUGGAUGAGGCUCUGUACAAUGUGAUAGCCAUGGCACGGGAGCAAGAAAUCCCUUUUGUCUUCGCCCUUGGACGUAAAGCUCUUGGUCGCUGUGUGAACAAGCUCGUUCCAGUGAGUGUGGUGGGAAUCUUCAAUUAUUCGGGUGCAGAGAAUCUCUUCAAUAAGCUGGUGUCACUAACUGAGGAGGCCAGGAAAGCUUACAGAGACAUGGUGGCAGCAAUGGAGCAGGAGCAGGAAGAAGCCUUGAAGAACAUUAAGAAGGUGCCCCACCAUAUGGGGCAUUCUCGGAAUCCUUCUGCCGCAAGCGCAAUUUCAUUCUGCAGCGUUAUUUCAGAGCCCAUCUCGGAAGUAAAUGAAAAGGAAUAUGAAACAAAUUGGAGGAACAUGGUGGAAACAUCUGAUGGGUUGGAGACCUCUGAAAACGAAAGAGAGGCCUCUUGUAAGGCUGCAGCUCCAGAAAAACCUGGCAGUGAUAAGGCAGCUGUGGCUAAUAAGCAGCUAUCUCUAGCCACUGCUGGGUUUGUCAUUGUUGCACCUCAUGGGAAGGCACUAAGCGGAAAAGAGGAGGUGAAACCAGAUGACAAUCUGGAAUGGGCCUCACAGCAAAGUACAGACACGGGAUCUUUGGAUGGUAGUUGCAGGGACAUUUUGAACUCCUCCAUGACCAGUACGACCAGUACCCUUGUCCCAGGAAUGCUUGAAGAAGAAGACGAUGAAGAUGACGAGGAUGAGGACGACUACACUCAUGAACCUAUACCUGAAGAAGUUCAGCUCAACAGCAGAAUUGAAUCUUGGGUCUCAGAGACUCAACGGACCAUGGAAACUCUUCAGCUGGGGAAGAGCCUUAAUGGUGCAGAGGAUGAGAACGUUGAACAAAGCGAGGAGGAAGAACUUGAAACUCCUGAGCAAGUUGAUUCAGUCAUCGAUAGUGAGGAAUGGACAACAGAUAAGCAAGGAAGUAAAGCCCAACAGAAGCCUGCUGUCUGCAGUUCCCUGGAAACAAAGCAUACAGACUCAAAUUAUAUACCAUAAACAUAAGCACAAACUCAGGAGACUUUAAUAUUUUAAAACUAACUGUUGUAAGGAUUGCAGCCAUUGCUUUGUGUGCUUCAUCUCAGCAUUUUGCACUGUGUAAUGUUUAAUAUGCAUAUUUAAUUCACAACAAAUACUUUUUUGUUAGCUGUCUAUCUUUUCCAUUAAGAAUGAGCGUUUGUGUGAGAGAAUCUCUGUGUCUCCCAGAACAGAUGAGGAGUGUGGAAACUAUCAAUAGGUAUUGACUUGGGCAUGAUUUUGUACAAGAAAAAUAAUUAUAAAUGACCAUUUUCAUGUACAAACUUAAAACUUUAACAUUCUUACCUACAUUUUAGCCUGGCAACAGUAACCAGUAUUUGCUGCUUUGCAACUUUAUUCCAAAAGGAUUUGGCCAUAUAUUUUACUGUACCAGAAUUUAGGCCAGAAUGAGAGGGGUUUAAAGAUGCCAUUGACCAGAUUGCAAGCUUUGCUGAUGGCUCAUGUGUAUCUGACUCCAUGCAUCUCUCUACUGGCCUCUUAAGAUAUGUGUUUCAGAAAUGGACUGUUGAAAUUCUGGCUAUAAUAUGCUAAAACCAUUUGGCAAGUCACUUUGGGAAGGAGAUAAAUCCAUUUUCCUUUCCAUCUGACUGUGUUAACACUGUCAUUGUACCUGCAGGACUACAACAAGGGACCCAUUAACCACAGCAACUUUUCCACUGUUCUGCUUAGUUAACAUGCCUAUUUCUCAGUUCUUUCAUUCAUCUCAGGAAUACCAGUAUGUAUUCAUAAUGCUAUGUAAAUACAAAAACCCAAGAAUUGGAAAGUGCAGCAGAAAGUAAGAGAGACACAGGGGUUCAGUUCAUUGGGGGGGGGGGCAGGGGGUGAAUUGAGUAUUAGCAUAUGUUGCUCCUGAUCACCACCUGCAUUUUUUUUUAAAGCUUGGGAUCAGUCAUAAGACACGGUUCUUGUUUUUGCGAACUCUUCCAUUCUGUGGCAUUUUGUCCCUGGGAGCAGCUUUUCAUAAUGGUGAGAGAGAGAAUUUACUCGGAGGGGAAUCCUUUGAUUGGGGGAAGUUUCAGGCUGCUUUACUGUGGAAUAUUGAAAAUGAAAGACUUAAGACUUGCAUGCUCAGUCUGUUUUCCCCCAACAUUGCCCAUUUAUAGAGCAUUGCUGACUGUACCCAGAUAAGCUGCAUGAAUAAGACAUUUUUAAUGGUGAAUGUUGAAGAGUUGUGUUAAGUUCGUCAAUGCAAAAAUACAUGCUUUGUGAAAAUUGGAACUUCUGGUGAUAAAGUAUUUCACACUUAGGUUGUUCACUUCAUUUGGGACCAAUAGCUUUUGCAGUUUGAAAACUAGAUUUUUAAUAUAAUGUAUAGUGAGAAGAUCUAGUUCAGUGUGUUAAGAUCUAAUAGUGUCAACAAAUACUGAAGAAGGUAGCUGAAAAAGCCAGUCUCUGAGUAUUGUGCAUGUUUUGAUAUAUGACACUGCACAUGUUACAUAGGAAAGGUUAUGGAGAGUUCUGAUGUGAUACUCUCAUAUCCUGUACUCCUUCCCAGUUGUCCACAACUUUGAUUUUCUCUUCUCCCCUAUGCUUUUUAGUGCUAGUAGUUCAAACAUCUUAUUCCUGAAGCGUAAAACAAAACACUUGUUUCUUCUGAACACGUUGUCAUUUGGCAAUGUUGUGAAAUAAAGUAUAGUAUAUCCAGUUCUUCAGCUAUCAAUUUCCAGAGGGCUUCAAAUUCAGUAAAAGAAUUCUAGCACCUCACAAUUUGCUACCACAUGCAAAUUUGCCUGUCCAAAAAUUACCACAGAUUUCCUCAGGGUAAAUGGAACAUCCGUGAAGGAAGUGAUCCUUUAUGAAAUGUUCAUCGUUCUGAAGAGGCAGCUGAACCACCAGUUAGGAAUAGUGAGCAUGUGUGAGAGUGAGAGUGUGUGCAUGUGGCUGGGCCUGGGAAGCUGUGUUGGUUUCUAUUCCAUAUUAACAUGGAGCUUUUUCCAGUACUGUGUAAGGAGGUAUAAUAUGAUUCUGUCGCCUCUUGUAAUGAGCAUCCAUGUCUUGUUCCUUUUUGAGAAGUUUAUCUUAAUGUCAUAGUGGUGUGUUCUAUUUUAUUUUAAAGUAGCACUGUUUGUAUAUCUGCAUAAAAAGCAGUAUGUUCUUUCACACAGGGAGAAAAAAAACCACUUUCUUUGCUAUCAAAUGGGGUACAACUUUAGGACAAGUUCAGCAAAUAUUUGCUCUUUAAAAUACUGUUUAGUGAAUUUUAUUAGAGUUAAUGGCAGAAGAUGGGGAUUGCAGGGGGAGGGGGAAGUAUAUAAUGUUAGAACUUCCUUAAAAUUAAUUGUCUGAGGUGACUAUGUGUAGAAAGUAUUUAUAAAUGCCUCCAGUAUUUGUACAGAAAUAGAACUUACCAUGGAAAACUGAACACAAGGUGGGCAGAUGCACUUGGGCCUCCUGGCAGGCCAAACAAGAGUGUGGGAUGUCUAAGCUGCUAAUAUGCUUAAUUCUAAGUGUUUGUAUGAUGGCCAAUAAACCCAAAGAAGCCCAUCUGCUUCCCUCCCCCAUUUAAGUUUUAAAUGUGUGUUUUACAGAUUUGAAGCUUGAUCAUUUACUAAUAGUUGACCCACUGUUCUAAAAAUGAAAGAGGUUCUUUUGAUUGAUGCACUUGUUUGAAUUCUGAAUACAACACUGGGAGAUACAUUGAAAUGCUGGGCUGGGUGUACACAGUGUAACUGAGUCCAGUCGCAUACCUGGAAACUUUAAAUUUAAUAGAAUAUAAACAAAAAUUACUGUUUGGAAAAACUGUUGUUUGCUGAAAUUGUCAUAAGGUUCUUUGUGUGUGAAGUUGUGCCAACUAAUCAAGGUAUUUGGUCAAUUUACCAGAUUUUAAUCACUAAUUCAAUAUGAAGCCUUUUUUAAAACCGUACAUUGGAAUUAUACAGCUUUAUACCCAGUCCUGCCCCACAGAAACAGUAAGAAAAUGUCUAAUCUUAUACCAAUUAACACUUAAGAAGUCAACAUAACUGGUACAGCCCAAUUAAUGUUCGUAAGUGGUCAAUGUAUUUUUAAAGACUAAUAAAGUAAUGUCAAUCUUUGAUAUCUUUACAUUUAUAGUAAUAAAAUUUAGGAUGAAAAUAGAAAAUCAUUAUGAAAUUACACCGUGAACAGAUUGUCUGUUUCUCUUUUAUGAAGGAUAAUUGUUCUGUCUACCAUACUUUUUUGGAGUAAUAAUAGCUUUUUGCACUAUGUAAAUACUAGUGGGGGUUCUUCCAUAACAAAUAAAAAAUAUUGUUAAAAAAUA